GGACGGCUCCGCGUUAGUGCGUCGUUAACAAUAUCCCGCUGUUUAGCGAUCGAUUUAGCAGGUGGUUUCGAUACGGCCUAUAAAAGUGGGAGCGCCGCUUCCUUGUUUCUUAGUUCCACUUAGAUAACCGAAUACAUACCAUUACGUUUCGCGGCCGCCAUUUACGAGAAUGGGCUUUGUUCUUCUUUCCCUUAGCUUGCUCUGCCUGCUGAACAACAACGCGGCCCUCUGCGACGAAUGCGAACGCGCCGCCGACGAGGCCGCGGCGGAAUCCGCUUCAGAAUCCGCGGCUCCAAUCACCGGGAUCGUCCCGCGGGUCGAAGGGCAAACCGUCGAAGGGCAGACCGUUAGACGCGAAUUAUGCUCCGACGUCUCGUCGGACGCUUCGACCGCAAACCCCGUCGUCGACGACGACGAAACGUUCGCGUCGAGCCGCCGAACGAUGCGGACCGCCGAAGUGGAAGCGAUCAGCCGCGAGCCGUUGAUCAUAGAUCUAGGAAACAUUCCGUACGGUCGUCUGAGACGAUCCGAUUCGAACGAGCUUACAGAUAGCGCGGCGGCCGAGCAGGAGGACGAGUCCGAGCCGAGCGAGGACGACGACUCGAGCGAGGACCCGACGGCGGAUCGAGGGUCCGAGGAGGAUCCGGCAACGAAUGUUCGCGAGGAGAGGAACCUGGACUCCGACGAGAUGCUCGACGGUGUCGAACAGGACCGAGGACGGACGCUGGACGGCUGGUAUCGUCGUCGGAGCCCGUUUACGGAACGAAGAUCACCGAAUUGAAUCUCACGAGCCUCGACCUCGACCUCUCGACCUCCUCGCCGGCGUGCAGGAUUGCGUAGGACGUUCCGCGGGGGACCCACGGAACUUCGAGAGGAUCAACGCGGUUCACCGUUUUUAACGAACGGAAUAACAAAUAUCGAUUGAAGUCAGCACGCAACGAGUCGCUUCGCGGAACAAUUGUUACUCUCGCCCCUCCCGCGUCCACGGAACCACGGAGUGGGAUGAAGAUCGAAGACGAUCGGUGGGGUAGCAGCGGUAGUGGUGGUGGUGGUGGUGGGGGAAAGGAUGAGCUCGCGAGUGAACGUUCCUCGUGGUCGCCGUAGGAUCGAGGAACCGUCGAAUACAUAUACAUAUAUUAUGAAAGCUCGGUUGUACCAAACAAAUUGAUUUAUUUCCUCCAGUUUAUGCCAGUUAUUCGUCGGUGUCUCUUGAAUAAAUAGCUUCGUUAGCUCGUGUAAAAACUUCUCUCGAAAAUAAUGAACGGUCUCUGGGACCGUGUCAAAGUUA
This is a messenger RNA of Megalopta genalis, 1288 nucleotides long. RefSeq lists its product as uncharacterized. The record is from RefSeq and is a predicted model, not a curated record. NCBI's taxonomy places the organism in Eukaryota, Metazoa, Arthropoda, Insecta, Hymenoptera, Halictidae.